Molecule: messenger RNA, 566 nt
Organism: Drosophila albomicans
Lineage: Eukaryota; Metazoa; Arthropoda; Insecta; Diptera; Drosophilidae
Exons: 2
Coding region: 57-512 (151 amino acids)
Source: RefSeq, a predicted model, not a curated record
UCUUUGAGUAUAAAGCUCUCGGCAAAGUGAGAUUAACAAACAGUACGUUUGUAAAAAUGCAAUCGAUUAUUAUCUCUAUCUUUCUGCUGGGAUUGUCGUCCAUCGGGGCACAUCCAAUACUGGAAACAAAUGUCUAUCAAAGGAUAAAUAGCACAACUUAUGGACAAGGAAAAGAUCAGACAACUGAGAAAUACGAAGCGCUACACAUAACAACUCUUGAAAAGGCUGCAAAAUUAGAGCAGAACCACACAAUUCAAUCAAAAAUGUUAAUACUGAAAAAGCAUUCCACAAAGUCAAUGAAUGAUACCGUUGAAAUGCCAAUCUUCUGCAAUUUUACAAUAUCUCUGAUGGGCGCGAAUUUGACUAAAGCAGUGCGAAUAACUCCUAGUGAAAUACCUAUAGUGAAUAUGAAUAAUAAGAAAAAGGUGCCAACUAAUGAUACUAAUAUAAUGCCCUGUGGAUUUGACACUAAAUUAAGCGCAACAGCUCUAAAGGUGAUUGCAGGUGGUUAAGUCUACAUUAAUUAUUGUAAUUUAGAGAAUUAAUUAAUAAUAAAGUGCACUUUG